Molecule: messenger RNA, 1227 nt
Organism: Staurois parvus
Lineage: Eukaryota; Metazoa; Chordata; Amphibia; Anura; Ranidae
Source: the annotation of a GenBank genome assembly
AUGAAUAUCUCUAAAGAAGUUGGCAUCAAAGCCUGCAGCAAUGCACAGUGGUUCAGCAGCUCAUGUGACCUGGAUGUAAAUAUUACUUCAACAAAUGGAACUCACACCCAUUUUCAGCUGCCCACCUUCUCCCCGGCCGCCAAGGCGCGAGUGAUCAUUACAUUUGUCAUUUUCACGCUGUCGGCCUCCUGCAACUUGGCUGCUCUUUGGGCAGCUGCACGGACAAGCAGAAAGAAAAGGUCACAUGUACGAAUCUUAAUCCUCAAUCUCACCACCGCCGACUUGCUGGUAACAUUCAUCGUGAUGCCGCUGGAUGCUAUUUGGAACAUCACAGUGCAAUGGCAUGCUGGAGACAUAGCCUGCAGAAUACUGAUGUUCCUAAAGCUUCUGUCUAUGUAUUCCUGUGCUUUUGUCACUGUGGUAAUCAGUGUGGACAGGCAGUCUGCCAUCCUCAACCCACUGGCCAUUAACGAUGCCAAGAAGAAGAACAAGAUCAUGUUGACAGUCGCAUGGUUAAUGAGCGUUGUGCUCUCUCUCCCACAGCUUUUUCUGUUUCAUACAGUUACGAUCACAGAGCCACGAAAUUUCACCCAGUGUACGACGUGGGGCAGCUUCCAGGAGCACUGGCAGGAGACCUUGUACAACAUGGUGAGCUUCGUGUGCUUGUUCCUGCUUCCUCUGCUCAUCAUGAUCUCCUGCUACUCACGGAUCCUACUGGAGAUAUCCAAGCGCAUGAGCAAGGGAACGCUAGUUUCCUCUAAGGAAGUUUACUUGCGACGCUCCAAAAACAACAUUCCAAAGGCACGAAUGAGGACUCUAAAGAUGAGUGUUGUCAUAGUCAGCUCCUUCAUCAUAUGCUGGACACCUUACUUUCUCCUGGGUUUGUGGUACUGGUUCUACCCAGAGACAAUGGAAGAGAAGGUGUCACAGUCCACCACACACAUCCUUUUCAUCUUUGGUCUGGUUAAUGCAUGCCUGGACCCUAUUACUUAUGGACUUUUCACCAUACACUUUCGGAAAAGUCUUCAGCGAUAUUGCGGAGGUGGAAGGACAUCAGACCCUGACACAAGCUCCUCAGUCACAGGGUCCUUUCGCUGUUCAAUGUCUUCAUUUCGUGCCAAAAAGAUGAUUGUCUUGAACCAGGAGCUACAAGUGCUACAGUCUUGCAAUGGUAAUUUAAACAACCCAGACUUCAGGUUGAAUGGCCUUGGCACUAGUUGCCUCUAA